CGCGCUAUCAUCCUACUUUUUUCUAUAUAUUUUUACCACUAGUACACAAAAAAAUAAACAAAUAUGAACAUGCUUGCUGCCAUUGCCGUCUUUGCCGCCUCGACGGUUGUCUCCGCGUACCCAAUUUAUGGGUACUAUCCGGGGUAUGGAGGCGUUUCCCAGUCCUCAUAUCACAACUCAGGGGCGUAUGACAAUGGGGCCAGUACUAGCGCUUCUCCGUAUAGCUCAAACUCCAACUCUUGGAACAGCGGAUUUGCUGCAAAACAAAGCAGCAAUACAACCCCGUACGGUAAUUCCGGAAGCUCUUCGUAUAACCAGUGGAACAGCAACGCUUACUCCAACCAAUACGGCGGCUACCCCAGGUACUGGUAGAUCUAGGGUUUUUGAAUCAAUAUAGUUUUUAUACAUGAUAUAUGACUAAAUCAUCAAUCGAGACAUUUUUUACAUUGAAAAUUUGUAACUGAAAA
This is a messenger RNA of Kickxella alabastrina, 467 nucleotides long. RefSeq lists its product as uncharacterized. The transcript has a single exon. The record is from RefSeq and is a predicted model, not a curated record. Lineage: Eukaryota; Fungi; Kickxellomycota; Kickxellomycetes; Kickxellales; Kickxellaceae. Bases 64 to 372 code for a protein of 102 amino acids.